AUGUUCUGGACAAAGGAGGAAGAGGAGAACUCGCUGAUGCAGCUUCUGAAGUCUGACAACUUCACGUUGAAAGAUGUGCUUCUCAAUGAAUUCGUAGUACAAGAUUCGCGAUACGGAAAACCCGAACUCGUUGAAUAGUGAGUAGAAUGCUGAAAUCUUCAUGGCACGGAAUCGUUUCAGCAUUACGAAACCGGAAAAUAUGGUCGCUCUGCUGAACCUCAGUCUAAAUCCUUCUAUUGACCCGAACGUUCCCAUGAAAGACCAAUACAGGUAGUUUCUAUUCAAGAAAUACUAUACCAAUUUCUGUCUCAGGUUGUCCUUCAUCGCUUCUGAAAUUCUGACGAUUCGAGGCACCGAUAUAUACCAACAGUUGAUUGUCUCGGUAUAAAGCAUAUAUGAGCGGUUAUCAAAGUCUUUAUUGCGUUCAAUUUGUAGAGCGACGAAACCAGGAAAGUGCUGAUUGACUUUAUAAACGACGAAACCCCUGUAACUCAUCUGAUCGCCGGGUUUUUCGCCAAAAUCAUGGAAUGCCUUCUGUCAAGACAGUUCGUUCUGGUUCGUUCUCUGCUAACCAAUUUCUGAUCCUUUUGCCACUAGUUGCAGACGUUUUCUCUCCUAAACGAGACGACGUUUUUCGAAAAGUGCAUCCAGAAUAUCCACCUCGGAGCAAUUGAAUGUCUUCUCGAGAAUCUUGUACGGAUUCCGAAUACGGGAGAGGGAACACGAGUUGUGAAAGAGGUAAGGAACACGGGACUGCAAACUGAAUCAAUAUUUUUUUCAGUGGAUGAUCUCCGAGAAUGUAUUCGAGAAAGUUGUGGAACGGAUGAUCCAAGUCGAAUCUGACGAAGACAUUGAGGCCCUUGCCGAGGUGUACACCGAGAUACUGCGUGAACUGAGAGACAAACUCUACGUUCUCGAGAGCAAGGAGGAUACAUUGCAUGAUAAGGCCAUGGAAGAUACUGUGAUCUCCAAAAUAGCUCAAAACGUCGUUUUCGAUGUAGGCGAGACGAGUUAAACUUAACAAAAUCAUUGCAUACCUUUCAGGCGGACAGCACUGCAGAAGAACUCGCUAAGAAGUCGGCUUUGAUUAGUUCAACGGCAAAGAUACUGGAAUCGUUUAUCAAGACUAACUUCGUACGAGGUUCUCCGGCUCAACAUCUUGAUGAAGUUGAAAGAAACCAACUGGAAGAACGGCAUUACACCUACGGAUUGAUGCGACCGUGCAUGGAAAACGAGCCCUUUGAACAGAACUGGCAGCCGGAUCCCGAGAGAAUCGCAGAGGGAAUAAUUUCAAAUCGCGUUGACAACAUUCUGCAGACAAUCUUGAGAGACGUUCAAGUGAACGGAUCCGUUUGGCAACCACUGCUCCGGAUGGUUACCGAGCUUUGCAACACAAAUCACCUUCCCACUCAUGAGAAACUUGCGAUAGCUCUGCAGAAACUGCCCUUCGUGAAGGUGGUUUCACUCCUCUCAGUCCAUCCAGAUAGUUCCCAUUUCAGUUAAUCGAUGCAGCGAAGAAGAUGCCCCGUGCAAGUGUUCUCCACUCGUUGCUCGUCAGAAUGGUCGCUUUGUUGCUUCAUACCCGAUUCCCCCACUCACCAGAAGUUCUUUCUCCAGCUGCCGAGUAUUUGAUCGCUGAAAGUGGUCUAAUCAAAAACAUCUACGAUACGGCGUGCUCCUUUCACUCAGCGCAGAACUUGGUUUCUUCAUGCGGUCUCCGAUCGUUCAAUCAGAACUUGGGAGAUGCCAUUUUCCGAGCCAAGAGAAGUCCGCUGCCUCCACCAACAUUGGCAGCGAUUCUGGACAGGGAUCAGCGGUGGACUGAGCUGGAGGAUAUAAUUGUGAACUACAACCUGAAGAAUCGUCCACAGAUGCAAACUUUCGACGACUCGAGCAUUCUCGGAUCGUCCGUGCGAAAUGACAGCAGUCAUGGAUUCAAUGACAGUGAAGAAUGGACAGACGCGUCUGCGAAGUUCGCAGAAAUCGACGCCUUGUCAUCAAACAAUAAAAGAGGGUUCUCGAACUCGUUCGGGUAAAACUUUUGUCAAAAAAACUCGCAAAAUCGCUUCCAAUUCCAGUUUCGAAGUCAACUUGCAACGGUUCUCUGACAUGGAACAGUUCGAGGAAACCCCAGACGAGGAUGAGUUCAAAAAGCUGUGUUCAGAGCGUGCUAACUCGUCGUCCUGCUCUGGCGGCAAGGCAAAUUUCGACGUGUCGACGUGGCCUGGCGAGCACGAGAAAGACGCGGAGAAAGUGCUUGCUGAGUUCAACGCCGCUACGAGUACGUAUCCCGAUAUUACCCUUGGUAGCACUGCUCUGAUAGAACCGGAUGAGGACGACGAGUGGGUGUGGCCUACGGAGCCCCCACUCGGAGAAAACGACGUGGUUUCUGCUCCGGGACCUCGUCCUGACAAUAUCUGGGUUGACGAAACAUUGCCCGAUCUUUCGCAUCUAGGUAAUAAUAAAGGAUGAGAUAGGUGGGAUCGCAGCCACUUCUCAGUCCAUCGCACUCGUCUGUGUCUCCCGGUUUUAUUCAGAGAGCAAUCCCACCUAUGUUUUCACACAUAAAUUCGAAUACAUAAUGAUUUUUCAGACAUGUCUCCACCGCAAGUGGAUGACAUGUGGGCCGACUUCUCGUCCUUCCCCACCACAAAUCCGUCCACGUCUGCCAGCACAAGUGCAGCCGCCUUUGCCGAAUGGCCAGGAGCUGACGCUUCCGAGCAAGGAGAAAGCUCCGAUUGGCCAUUGAGCAGCUCGAACGACUCGAAGCCAACCGACCCUGCGACUGUAGGAUUGGCUGCCAGCAUUUCGCCCCCAAAGGACGACAACUCUAGCGAGGCGUAA
This is a messenger RNA of Caenorhabditis sp. 36 PRJEB53466, 2844 nucleotides long. Lineage: Eukaryota; Metazoa; Nematoda; Chromadorea; Rhabditida; Rhabditidae. The record is from the annotation of a GenBank genome assembly.